AUGAAUGUUAGCCUGUAUCAUUACCGAGGCAAGUGGAUUAUGAUUGACCUUGGUAUUGGUUUUGCAGAUGAAACUAUGCCAGUCCUUUCAACAGCCUUACAACAAAAUGUAAUUGUGAAUUUUCCGUUGUAUCAACUAUCUUGGUCCAGCGGUCACAGAUGUUCCAUAGUACCCACGUUGUUAACACUUGAACUUCCAUCAAAACCGGUCUGGAAUCCUCAAUUCCUACAAAUGCAGCACUGUCAACAACUUCUCUAUCGUCAGUAUUACCUGUUACCAAAUAAUGAUGAUGGAUUUUAA
Molecule: messenger RNA, 300 nt
Organism: Brugia malayi
Lineage: Eukaryota; Metazoa; Nematoda; Chromadorea; Rhabditida; Onchocercidae
Exons: 2
Coding region: 1-300 (99 amino acids)
Source: RefSeq, a predicted model, not a curated record